AUGGAUUUUUUGUCAAUGUAUGAAUUUUAUAAAAACGUAAUUAGUUCCUAUGAAGAAUUUAGAUUUCUUAUUAUUCCAAUAAUUAAAGUUAAAGAGAGAAUGUUAAGCUUUCUUAUUUUUAAAAAUAAACAAGUGAUUAAUUUAUCUGAAUUUGAUGGAAUAUACUCUCCUGAGAUAAAAGAAUCUUUAUGUGAGGAAGUUUUAGAUUAUAUUUUAAGAAAGAACAUUAGAAAUGAACCGAGUAUUGAAGAAUAUGAAAAAUUUAAAAAUUAUUGCAAAGAAUUUUCUAGAAAAGUUGUAGAAAUAAUUAUUUUGAUUGAAAAAUAUAAUGUUUUUUAUAACAACAGUUUGACUAGUUUUACAAUUGACUCUUGUAUUUUUAAAUAUCUUGAUAAUAAUAAUAAUUCGUUAAAAAAAGAAAUUCAACAACUAAAUAUAAAAUUAUCAAAUUAUCUUUUAAAAGAAAGUGAAAGAUAUAAUAGAUAUUUAUGUUUUUACAUGAAUGGCCUUUUUCCUUUAUAUAAAGAACGUUAUGUUCCUUUCUCUUUUGAUAAAGAAAGAGACAGUGUUUCAGAAAAUUAG
Hepatospora eriocheir is the source of this 582-nucleotide messenger RNA. Lineage: Eukaryota; Fungi; Microsporidia; Hepatosporidae. The record is from the annotation of a GenBank genome assembly.